Molecule: messenger RNA, 2134 nt
Organism: Owenia fusiformis
Lineage: Eukaryota; Metazoa; Annelida; Polychaeta; Sabellida; Oweniidae
Source: the annotation of a GenBank genome assembly
ACGACUCUACAGAUCAAGAAAUGCUAUUCCGAAGAUUAGCGAAGAUCGCAUUGCGGGAAAUUUCAUUUUAACUUCUUCAGCCCAUCGAUAUAUUUAAUAGUGAAACUCUAUCAAAACUUAGAGAAAGUGUGCUGGAUUACUUUUGACAGGAUGAAUACGGACGAACUGGAUCACUAUCUACUGCCGCAUUCGGCGUAUAGGAUCAGCAAGAUAUUAAUGUUAUAUGUACCACCAGUAUUGUUGGUCAUUGGCACAUUUGGAAAUAUAUUUGCGUUUAUCAUAUUAAAACGUUUACCAACACAGUCUACCUAUUUCUAUUUGUCGGUGUUAUCAAUUACCGACUUAGUGGUGUUGUACAUCGGACAACUACGCAAAUGGAUUGGAGUGUUAAACGGAAAUGACUUGAGAAACCAUCACGACUGGAUAUGUAAAUUGACGGUUGUUUUUGGAUAUGUAUCCAGUGAUUUCAGCGUCUGGUUGAUCAUCGCAGUCACCGUAGAACGCUAUAUUGUUGUUUGUCAUCCUCUAAAGGCAAACCGCAUGUGCAAUAUCAAACGGGCAAGGUUCGUAAGUCUGCUGAUAUUCACUAUAAUUCUCGCUAUUAACUCUCAGUUUUUCGUAACUGUUAAACUCAUCCACCAUGUCAGCGACAAAGACAACAAAACUCACUGGUUGUGCGAGUCAGACGAGCCGUAUAAAUUCCUCAACGACGUCGCUUGGUCUUGGGUGGACGCUGCGAUCUAUUCCUUCGUCCCGUUUUUUGCUAUAAUGGUGCUCAAUUUGCUCAUCAUAUCUGCCGUUCUUCGCGCGCAGACUAGUCGAAACCAAAUCGCCCGCAGUGCGAGCAUGUACAAGGCAGAGGUACGAGUGAAGAAACAUCGCCAGGAAGCUAAUACUCGCCUUACAGUGAUGAUGCUGACUGUUUCAUUUACGUUCCUUCUCACCACUCUCCCAAACGCUUGCACUGGGAUCGCAAUUAAUUUGUUCACCGACAAAUCAAACACCGAUUUAGUUAUAAAGUACCACCUCGUUCGAACCAUUACCGAUCUCCUCAUGUAUCUCAAUCAUUCCAUCAACUUUUAUCUUUAUUGCGCGACAGGUGCUAAGUUUAGGAAACAAAUAACGAAACUGUUAUCAUGCGGAUUUCCUCAGAAUUUCUUCCUUAGCUCUACAGGGGGAUGUGAUGCCCAUCCGAACGGAAAUGACGUAAGGUGUUCUAGCCUUCUACAGAAGAACAAUACAAGCAUCAGAACGUUACUCACGCAUACAAAUGGAAGCGCGCCACCUAUUUGUAAAAACAACCGAACUAUUUGCGCAAAAGCCUUAAGUCCAUCGAAAUGGCAACUUUUGCGAAAACAAAAAACUAAGAUCAUACAUAUGUAUGAAAGUAACCCACAACAGAAUAAAAAUGUGCCUAUCGUAUAUAAAUAUAACUCAAUGGAAAAUGGCAACAGUGUUAUCAGAAACAAAAAUGUGAAAACAUCUUCAGAAAGUUCUAUCUGAGAUACUUUUAGCCAUCCAUUUGAAUAAAAGUUAAGACAGGUUUACGAUUCUGACAUCUAUAAUUUGUUAUUUGAAGUUUUGAUUAGGCUAUCCCUAUCUACGACCGUAACCAUGAAUUUCUCAUAUCAACCCGAUUGAGUUAGCGUUUAGGCCAGCGUAAAUAAAUUUUAAAUGAAUUUUAUUGUACAUAAGAUAGCUAAUAUGUGAAUUAUUUUCACAUCCUUGUUCCAACAUUCGUAUAUAUAAAAUCAAACAAACAAUUCGAUUAAUCUAGUAGUCACGUAUUGUCUACAGGGUGAGACAAUUUGAUGUAAGGUCGUGCAAAGAAUAAAAAUGCGAUUCCUCUAAAUGAAUAAGUUCUUGAUGCUAUAUAUAUAUAUAUAUUUAUCACAUCUCAAACUAGAAGAAUGGACUGUAAUUGGUCAGAUCACGUCACAUGACUAUUUGAUAAUUCGGUCUACCACAUUGAAAGUCAAUAUACGUAUAUGUAGAUAAAUAUGUCAUUGUUUAUUGUUUUCAACAAUAAAAAUAAGAAAGAUCCACCACAGUUGAGAAAAUUGUUCCAAAAUUAGAUGAACCACAUUUUUGUGUCACUCUGUAUUUUUAAAUAAAUAGAUAAAAUGUCAUGUCG